Messenger RNA from Aspergillus nomiae NRRL 13137, 1035 nucleotides. Its product is annotated as zinc-binding alcohol dehydrogenase family protein. The transcript is spliced from 2 exons. The coding region runs from base 1 to 1035 and encodes 344 amino acids. The record is from RefSeq and is a predicted model, not a curated record. NCBI's taxonomy places the organism in Eukaryota, Fungi, Ascomycota, Eurotiomycetes, Eurotiales, Aspergillaceae. Gene Ontology annotation, molecular function: oxidoreductase activity, acting on NAD(P)H.
AUGGAAGUGAACAGGGCAGCUAUAGUGAAGAGUCCACGGGCCUCGGUUGAGGUUGAACAGAUCGAAACCUGGGUACCGGGCCCUGGAGAAGUGCUAGUGCGGAAUGAGGCGAUUGCUUUCAACCCCAUUGAAGCCAAGAUCCAGAGAUGGGAAAUGUUCCAGAUUGAAUACCCGGCAAUUCUCGGAUACACGUUUGCGGGCACAGUCAUCUCGGUGGGACCAAAUGUUGAUGCAGUCGAGGUUGGCGAUCGCGUCGCAGUUGCUUGUUGGGGCCGAGCAGCUGGCGAUAACAAGUUUGGUGCCUUCCAGAAGUAUCCCCUUGCUCUGGAGGAGAACCUCGUGAAAUUAGACAGUCAAACUUCCUUGGAACAAGGCUCUGGCGUGAUGGCCAACUUAGCGACUGUUGUUGCUGCUCUUUCGGUGUGUAUGAAACUUGAUUUUCCACCUAUCAAUGGAAGGGCUCCCGCAAACGGCAAGAGAAUCUUGAUAUAUGGUGGUUCAUCCUCGGUUGGUAGUUUGGCUGUGCAAUAUGCAACAGACGCUGGGUAUGAGGUGGUGACGACAUCGUCCCCUGCCAACUGUGAUCUAGUACAGCGACGUGGUCCAUCAUGCAUUAUCGACCAUACUAAGCCAACAGAGCAGCUUCUGGGGGUACUCAAAGCCAAUGGGCCCUACGACGGUAUUUUUGAUGCGAUUGGUUCUUCAGAAGUAACAGAACUCCUCGGCAAUUUGCUCGCGGAGAACGGUGGCCUUUUUUGGUCGACAAGUCCCACGCCAGCAGACUCACACCUACCAAAGAAUGUGAAGAAGGAAUGGGCAGGGUACUCGGAUGUCCUAGUGUCACGAGAUGAGAACAAAGACGCCAAAUUGUGGUAUCUUCACGAGUACCUCCCGAAAGGCUUGUCUAGCGGCCGGAUCUUUUCAAACCCUUCGUAUAUAUUUCCAGGUGGGCUAGAUUCAGUACAGGAUGCACUUGACACUUUCAUGACCGGCAAAGUUAGCGGAAAGAAAAUCUUUGUCAAUCCGCAGGAUUGA